ACGCGUGCGGCAAACAACGCGAACUUCGCAGCGAAGCAGUAAAAAAAAAACGACGAAAACUUUAAACCGUUAGCGUUUUAAACCACAAUAGAAAUUCAAUUCGAAGCCAUGGCAAAUUUGUUUACAUUGCUGUUGCCCCUCAUUUUGCUUAUUAUCGCUUUUGUUGCGAACACUUCGUAUGCCGCGCUUGAACCAAAAGCCCCGAACUUCCAAUACUUUGAAAGACCCAAAUAUCGCUAUCCAUACUAUGAUGAAAAUGGCAAAGGAAAGCUGCUCUAUGGAUUCGGUGGCCCUGAGCUGUAUCAAUACAAGACCUACACACCAUUAGAAGGCAUCCAUUAAGCAGAAUUAGCAUUAAUAUUUGUAAUUAAUUUAUAUAUUUUAUGAUUGCCUGCGUAAACUUCUGUUCUACCAGUUCAAUUAAGGGCGAAGAGCAUAGUAGCCAGUGUUAAUUAUAAUUACUAGUUACCUAUAUAAUAAUAUAUCCUAAAAUAUUUUAAA
This is a messenger RNA of Drosophila nasuta, 501 nucleotides long. RefSeq lists its product as uncharacterized. The record is from RefSeq and is a predicted model, not a curated record. The transcript is spliced from 3 exons. NCBI's taxonomy places the organism in Eukaryota, Metazoa, Arthropoda, Insecta, Diptera, Drosophilidae. The coding region runs from base 109 to 342 and encodes 77 amino acids.